AUGAAGAAUCCUAUUGUAAAAGAAUUUCAGAAUAAUGAAAACGAUAAACUUAAUUCUGGAUAUCAAUACGGUCGAAAUUCGAUUACCGAUGAUGAAGAAGACGGUCAAAGCGUUCCGAUUGACAGUAGUAAUAUUGAGCCUAACUACUUUUUCCCAUCAGAUAUUGAUAGCAUAACUUCUUCACAACAAGAAGUUGAUUAUGACAUAGGAGAGAGUUCAAAAGGAAUAAAGUUUUUUAUCCCGAAGGUUGAUGACGCGCUUAAGCCAAAUAUGAAAGCGCAAUAUGCGACUAUAAAUGAAGUCGAAAGGAUGUACAGGGCUUAUGCGGACAACGCCGGCUUUGAUGUUCGCAUGCAUGUUAAAAAGACGAACAAGAAUGGCGAAAUUCAAACUAGGUGGUUUGUAUGCAGCAGGGAGGGAAACCCAAAAAAGAAGGAUUUUGAUUCGUUGUACAUGCAGUCGGGUGAGAGGAGAUAUCGUAAUACAAACAUCAAACGUUGUGGUUGUAAUGCUUGUAUAAAAAUCCAUUUGACAAAGGAUAGGUCUUGUUACGAGAUAUAUGAGUUCGUAGAGGCACACAACGAUGCAUUGUUCAAUAAUAACGAUCGUCGUUUCUCUCGGAAGAAUAGACAGAUGAAGUAUACAUAUUUCAAAACUGAGUUGAGUGCAAUUUUCUGGGCGGAUGAAGUUGCUAGAAUUAACUACAAAGAAUUAGGUGAUGUCAUUUCGUUCGACGGAACCUUUCGCACUAACAAGCAUGCAAUGAUUUUUGUUCCUUUCAUGGCUGUUGACAACCAUAAGGCGUCUGUUGUUGUUGGAUCCGCUCUUAUAAGUGGAGAGACGAUUGAUAACUUUACAUGGGUUCUAGAGGCCUUUCUAAAGUGUCAUGUGAAGCAACCAGUGUUCGUAAUUACAGACCAAUGUUCAGCAAUGAAGCAGGCUAUUCCGAAGGUGUUCACGGAAUCCAAGCAUCGACUAUGUAUGUGGCACAUUAUGAAGAAGGUCCCUUCAAAGGUUAGUGUCGCCCUAAAUCAUGAUCCUACGUUCAAUAAAGUCAUCAACAAGCUCGUAUGGAACAUUCAUAUUGGCCCAUCGGAGUUCGAGAACCGUUGGAAUGAGAUGAUAGAUAAAUACAAUCUAGCUGGGGAUACUUGGUUUACAGAGAUGUAUGAAAUCCGACACUCGUGGAUUCCUGCCUAUUACAAGGACACGCCGAUGUCUGGGCUAAUGAAAACAACCUCAAGAUCUGAGAGUUCGAAUUCGUAUAUCAACAUAUACGAAUCAUACUGGUUUGAUUUGGUGCAAUUCCUUAAUAAUUACGACGUAGCUAUAGAGAUACAAAGAUACAGACAAUCUGUUCACGAAACAGUGACGAGGACGACUAAUCCCAAGUUUGUUACUCUAUUGCGUUUAGAAAGUCAUGCAUCAAGCAUAUAUAGUCGGAACAUGUUUUUUGACAUCCAAAAGGAAAUAAAGAAGGCUGUUUGGUUUUGUGCUAUUGAGACCGUCGAAUGCCGGGAUGAUUUCAAGUCGUUCGUGAUAAGCCACAAGGCCAAGAAAUCAGCUGAUAACAUCACAUAUUUGGUGGGCCGUAAUUAUUCAACAAACACAGUCGAAUGCGAUUGUAACCUAUUUACACGUAAUGGGUAUCUCUGUCAUCACGCGUUCAAGAUACAGUCCGCAAGAGUUCGUUAUGGGGAGGUCAACGCCGAGAAAGAAAAGUCUAUAAUUGAUGUAUAUUCCAAGAUCGACGACAUAAUAAGCAUCGMMMGCAAUGAUCAAKCUAUAUUAGAUAGAUUGGGGCGUAACCUCGAYAAAUUCWUGGUUGAUAUAGAGAAGGAAGUUCCAUACGAAGACCCAUCCCAACAAAAGUUGGAUGCGAUAAGAGAUCAUCUAGGUGUUUCCAUACCUGAUGAGGUGGACAUUCUACCACCAUCUGGAAUAAGGAACAAAGGUUGUGGAACUGGCAAGAGGCUUGUAAGUGUAUCUGAGAAAGUGCAAACUAAUUGCAAAAAGACUAAAUGA
Molecule: messenger RNA, 2025 nt
Organism: Cynara cardunculus var. scolymus (artichoke)
Lineage: Eukaryota; Viridiplantae; Streptophyta; Magnoliopsida; Asterales; Asteraceae
Product: protein FAR1-RELATED SEQUENCE 3-like
Exons: 8
Coding region: 1-2025 (674 amino acids)
Biological process (GO): regulation of DNA-templated transcription
Molecular function (GO): zinc ion binding
Source: RefSeq, a predicted model, not a curated record